Molecule: messenger RNA, 669 nt
Organism: Henningerozyma blattae CBS 6284
Lineage: Eukaryota; Fungi; Ascomycota; Saccharomycetes; Saccharomycetales; Saccharomycetaceae
Exons: 1
Coding region: 1-669 (222 amino acids)
Source: RefSeq, a predicted model, not a curated record
AUGUCGUCUCAACAAUCUCCUCUACAAGAAACUUCAGACGUAGUUAGGGCAUCUCGUACUCUAGAACGUGCUUUUGCCCCAUCAAAAUCAUCGGAUUACCUUUUUAAGAAGUUUUUCAAUGUUCCCAUCACAGAAAAAUGUUCGAGGGAAAGAAUUGAUGCCAUGAUCCAUUAUUAUACUGCCAUGAACCAUGACCUAGGAGCUCAUAUUACUGAAGUUAACAAUUUCGAUGGUGCUGCUAUUUGGACUGCUCCAGGCCAACAUUUACCUGCCAAGCCAACCAAUGAUCCACAAUUUAACGAUCAAUUCUUCACUCAGACUGCUAUAUGUAAGAAAAAUGUUCUACCAGAAGGUAUGGACUAUUAUUACUUAUUCAUGAUCGGAAAGGAUCUAAGUCAUCCAGAGAUUAGAGGCUCUGCAAGAGCUAUCUUAACCGAUCUAACAAGACGUGCUGAUGAAGACAAUUGUGCUGUUAUCUUGGAAUGUAUCUCUGAUCAUGCCAAAGGUGUGUAUGAACAUUUCGGAUUCAAGAGUUAUUUGACAUAUUAUUUCGGCGUCAACGAAGUAAACCAAGAUGGGUUACCAGAUCCUAAAGGUACUGGUUUCAAAGCAGACUUGAUGUUCUACCAUAAGGAUGGUAGUAAAGUCUUGAAAGGUGAAACUUUUUAA